Messenger RNA from Striga hermonthica, 1914 nucleotides. NCBI's taxonomy places the organism in Eukaryota, Viridiplantae, Streptophyta, Magnoliopsida, Lamiales, Orobanchaceae. The record is from the annotation of a GenBank genome assembly.
AUGACUGUGGAGGAAAUUAGGGGCGACUGUGAAAAUUUUCCUGUGGGGCUUCGGGUUCUUGCAGUUGAUGACGACCCAAUUUGCUUGAAGUUGUUGGAGACUCUGCUUAGGAAAUGCCAGUAUCACGUAACCACAACAAGUCAAGCAAGGAUGGCUUUGAAGAUGUUAAGGGAAAACAAGAACAGAUUUGAUUUGGUGAUAAGUGAUGUUCACAUGCCUGACAUGGAUGGAUUUAAGCUUCUUGAGUUUGUUGGUCUCGAAAUGGAUCUACCCGUCAUCAUGUUAUCCGCAAAUGGAGAUCCGAAGCUCGUGAUGAAAGGGGUCACGCACGGGGCUUGCGAUUAUCUCGUGAAACCCGUUCGUAUAGAGGAGCUGAGGAACAUAUGGCAGCACGUGAUUCGGCGGAAAAAGAUUGACCCAAAGAAGCACAAUAAAUGCAAUGACCAAGUCAAAGCAGGUGUGGAAGGUCAAGGGUCCCCGUUGACCGGGAACACAGAUCACAACGGGAAAUUCAAUCGGAAGAGGAAAGACGAGGAGGACGAGAGUGAGGAGAACGGGAAUGAAAGUGAGGACGCUGGUACGCAGAAAAAGCCGAGGGUGGUUUGGUCUAUUGAGCUUCAUAGGAAAUUUGUAGCUGCCGUGAAUCAGUUGGGCAUCGAGAAGGCUGUGCCUAAGAGGAUUCUUGACUUGAUGAAUGUCGAAGGGCUUACACGGGAAAAUGUUGCUAGCCAUCUUCAGAAGUACAGGCUGUACCUGAAAAGAAUAAGUUCGGUCCAGCAAGCAAACAUGAUGUCUGCACUGGGUGUUAAAGACAAUACCCCCUUCAUGCACAUGGGCUCCCUUGACAAUUUCCGCCUCCCAAACGUCUCUUCUUUCCAAUCCAACGCCAUGCUCGGCCGAUUAAACACCCCCACUAACCUCAACCUCCAUUCUCUUGCUAAUGUGAACCACUCUCAAAACUUGACAAAAAUGCCCCUCCUACUCCCCUCGACCAAUCAGAAUGCCAGCAAUUUGUUUCAGGAGCUCGACCACAAAGGCCCAUCCUCAAAUUUCACCACCAAUAUUGACAGCUCGCGGAUUUUAACAAACGUGGGCACGUUUUCUGAUUUGGGAUCUGCCAUUGGUGGCCCAAGGAACUUGUUGUCCAACAAUAAUAAUGGUAAUAAUGCCCCACAGCCGCUCGGCUGUGGAGGAUUUGGAAAUCAGCCACUCCAUACAAUGGGCUCCUUCAGCCCGGAAUCUUUUAAUCCGGGCACGUCCAGUUUACACCAAAAUAAUAAUGAUAAUAAUCAUCUGCUCCCGAACGAUGCUUUUUUCAGUAGUGACCCGAUUGAGGUGUCAUCGGGAAUGGGUCUAAGUAAUAAUAAUUUUGGUACCUUGAACGGCAUCGUCUCUCAGUUGGGCCCGAAUAGUGGGGUGUUAAGCCAGAAGAUGGAUAUGCUUUUGAACAGGAGAUCGAGUGGAGUUGAGUCGGGUUUGUUGCAGAAUAAUGGAAAUGAGAAGCCACAAGUGGAGGAGUUGAUGACGAGGUCUAAUGAGGAUUUUCUCAUGGACCAACCCAGGCUGCACGGUGGAUUUGUUCAGCAUAGUUAUGAUUCGUUGGAUGAGUUGAUGAAUGCUAUGAUCAAACGGGAACAAGAUGAAACCAUGCUGAAUUGCGAGUUUGGGCUUGACGAUUACUCUUUCGGACAAGCCAUCGGCGGCGGCGACAUCAACAUCGCCGAAAACGACCACCACUGUAGAAGCGGCCAACCGGAGCUCCGCCGUCGAAAAUGGAGUUUUCCGCUGCACGGCAAACACGCGCCUCCCGCUGCCGCCGUCGGGCAAUCGGUCGGCUCCGCCUUCCACAGUCCGCUCAUAAGCCACCGCGGUCUUCAUCUGCUGAAAAUUGAGCCGCGUUGCUCCUCUGUGUAG